UAAAAGAAAGAAAGGUUCUACAACCUGAUAAAAGCCAUGUCGAAACGAUUUUACUUGAAGCCCAUAUAUAAUGAUAAAUAACAUAGGCUACGUUAAAUACUCGAUUAUGGGAGGUUUCUUUGCAUGGUUGAUUGCAGUUCUUUCUUGCUGCCUUGUGACAAAAACAGAAGCCCAAUUUCAGAGAUUACCCGCAAGUCCAGACAAAGUGGUUCAAGACGCCACUAAUGAAACCGAUUCAAAGGAAUCUCUAAAGGGGGUUACAUUCAACGAAAGGCUACUGAAGCAAGUCCAGUUUGAAUUGAACGCGCAGUUAGCCAUUAACUCAGAUUUGAGGUCAAAGGUGGUGAGGCGUGGUGCAGUUUUGAAUAAUAUUAACCGAGGCUCAAUCAAAGCCAUGCAAAAGUUUUCUGCGACGAGGAAUGCUGUGAUGAAAGCCAGUCAGUUAUUGUCCCAAAAAAAAGUUAAGGUCGAUUAUAGUUGGCUCUUAAUGGAACGCUGCCGAAAUAUCCAGUACCGGAAUGACAAGGUACGGCGAAUUGCCGACAGACUGGCCAACAGAAGGGCGGAGGAAGUCCAUCCGAAAGCUAGGAAACAUUAUCUAUCAAAGUAUCUCAGACUUUUGGAGGUUCUCCAAGAGCAGGUAGUUCAAGAAACCCGUGCCGGUAUGGGGUUACCUAAAAGACAGUUGAGAAUCGGAUCGUCCGAAAGUCCAUAAGCCCAAAAUUACCCAAAAAUAAAAAACGAAAAUGUUUUGGAGACGUGUAAGGUUGGUACUUUGAAGAAGGGAACAUUUGGAUUGGCUUAACAAAAGUCAAGCAGAACGAAACACCCCGUUACAACUGCCCUUAUGUAACCAGGAAUUUGGGUAUAUAAAAAAGAGGCCACCUCAACUGAUUUGAAUACUUUGAUUACAGCUGUUUCAUCGAGAUGAGAGUUCUAUUGCUAUGUCCAGCAUUUCUAAUUCUGCUGGCUAACGGCGACUCUGUGCCCCAGAAUGUUUUAUCCAAGAGUGACUCGGUGCAAAGGGAUUCUUCGCUUGGUGACUCUCUCAUGAACUUUCAUAAAAGCGAUUCACUUCCGAACGUUACGCCCUGGGGGGAUUAUGUGGCACAGAGUGCUCCAUUUAAAAGUGAUCCUCCACUGAGCGAAACAUCAAAACAGGAUAAAAACGAUUCACUGCCGAGUGCUACACCCUUCGGUUAUUAUGUGACACAGAGUGCUCCACUGACUGAAACAUCUAAGAAGGACUUACUAGUAUUACAAAAUAAAGGCAACUUAGAAGGGGAUUCGGGCAAAAAUGGGACUUCACCCGGCCACUUUUCACCGUCAGUCAAGGCACUUCAACAAAGGCUGUUGGAGGAACAGGCCAAAACUCUGCUCUUUCGGAACCAGUCCGCGUAUUUAUUGAAGGAAAUACAAGCACGAAAGUCCCAGGUGCUCAAGGCUCAAGAGCUAAGCCUUGACAUGGUCGAUAAGAGGAAUCGUGUGAACCGCAAUCUGCUGGAGAUACAUGUCCAGCUCGAAAAUGUGCGAAAGCAGGUGAAGAAGUGCCAGGGAAAGCUCUCCGGCAAGGAGAUAUUUCGGCUGGCCGACAUCGAGGCCAGUAGGUUGCUGAAGGAGGAGCGGGAGCCCGUGGUUAACUAUAACAACCGGAACAGGUUCCUCAAACUCCUAAGGGAGCUGCGUCGGAAGAUCAAGAAGGAAAUUAAUCUAGUCUCGGAACUUGUUGCUGAUAGCACCACGACAGUGAGGCCUACUGACGGAAUCUUUCCAACCCUACCCUGGCCAUAA
Molecule: messenger RNA, 1791 nt
Organism: Drosophila gunungcola (fruit fly)
Lineage: Eukaryota; Metazoa; Arthropoda; Insecta; Diptera; Drosophilidae
Gene: Acp26Aa
Product: accessory gland-specific peptide 26Aa
Exons: 3
Coding region: 928-1791 (287 amino acids)
Biological process (GO): mating
Cellular component (GO): extracellular region
Source: RefSeq, a predicted model, not a curated record